CCGGUUGUCAUUCCCAAAGGAGGAAGAGGGUGUGUUACAAAUCUACCUGUUCACCGGCACCUGGUGCGUUUGUUCCAACUCUUUCAUCUACGAUUUUGUCUUUCUUUCAGGACGGUAAACGCUGGCUUCACUCAGGCGUAAAACGGAGAAGGCGUUAAAGGAUGCUAAGAAGAUCCUGACACGUGGCUCCAACAUGAGUGUGACAUCAUGGUUCCUGGUCAGCAGCUCGGGCACACGCCACAGGUUGCCCCGGGAGAUGAUCUUUGUUGGCCGGGAUGAUUGUGAGCUCAUGCUGCAGUCUCGCAGUGUGGACAAGCAGCACGCUGUGAUCAACUAUGAAUCAAACACAGAUGAGCACACGGUAAAGGACCUGGGCAGCUUAAAUGGGACAUUUGUCAAUGACCUCAGGAUCCCGGAGCAAACGUACAUCUCCCUCAAGUUGUCAGACGUCAUUCGCUUUGGUUAUGAUGCUCAUGUGUAUAUUCUGGAGAAGAGUCAACACAAGGUCCCGGAGGAGGCUCUGAAACAUGAGAAGUACACCAGCCAGUUGCAGCUCGGCAUCAAAGCCCUUGAAGCAAAGACAAAGGAAAAACAGCAGCUACACGGCUCAGAGAAGAGCAGAGACUCUGUUUCCAGUGUUAAACAUCAAGACAGAACUGAGCGUAGGGCACAGUCACUCACAGCUGUCACAGAUUCUCCAAUAUCCAAGCCCACUCCUCUGUAUGGCCAACCAUCGUGGUGGGGGGAGGAUGAUGACCCGGCCAAAACAAAGCUGAACAAAAGUGGGAAAAUGUCUGAACCAGAGUCUCCAGAGCCUGGUAAAGAUGAACCCAGCUAUGAGGCCAAUGGUUCUCUGUCAGAGAGUCAGGCCAAGUCCAUGUACUCGUACCGGAGGGAACCAAGCUACUUUGAGAUCCCUACAAAGGAAUUCCAGCAACGACCUACCAAGAAACCUGAGUCGCAGGUUCACGAGGUUCCAACAAAGGACACCUCAGAUCCCAUUCAGUGUGUCCCCUCUACUCCCACACCCCCUGUGGUCCAAAGCCAUGCCUCAUUCACUAUUGAAUUUGAUGACUAUACACCAGGUAAAAUGAAAAUUAAAGACCACGUGACCAAGUUUGCCUUCCGCCGGAGACAGUCUUCAACAGACGUUCCCACUACACCUACAGAGGUGAUGUCAGCGGAAAAUAAAGUUGCUGAUUGGCUGGUCCAAAGCAAUGCUACUAUGUUGAGGAGGAAAUCACAAGGGGAGGACAUGUAUAGUAUCAGCAGUGACCCAUCAGUUCUGCAGAAUACCAAAGCAAACCACAGAAAAGACGGUUCUCGCAGUGAUUCUGGGCAUCAGCCACACAGUGGCAAGGAUUUGGAGCAAUCAGAAUCAUUGACUCGGUCCCAGGUUUCGCCACAAACCAUGAGAGCCUCCCCACCACAACGCUUUUCCACUAUGGACUUUGAAGAGCCCCAUUCUCCAGCAGACUCUCAGUCUCUUUCCAGUCACGGGAAAUCUGAGCCUCACCAAGCCUUUGUCAUUGAAUUUGUUGAGGAUAACCCAAGAAAGAAGCGCUCUCAAUCCUUCACUAACGGCAAUGCCCCACCUGAGCCGCCAGGCCCGUGGGCUCAGCAGGAGAAAGCAAUGAAGAGCUCAAGUCCUACCGUGGAGAGACAAGUCCCAUCUGCAUCCUCCAACACUCCCCCAACCCAACGAUACACAAUCCCACUGAAGGGUCCAGCUUCCUCUGGAUUUCAGAGAUCUGGCUCUCUACGAAAGGAAAAGACAGAAGACCGGAUCAGUACCAACUUUUCCUCCCGCUCUUCAUCAUCUGCAUCUGUAAGGCCCUUUAGCAGUGUGGGCCGGAGAUCCAAAAUAACUCAGGAAUUUAAUGCUGAAUUGCUCAGACAACAGAAGACACCUUCUGGUUUAGAGAAAAACACGAGUCCCCCCCCAAAAGCAGCCCAAAAAGACACAGUGGUGUAUUCCCAAUCUGAACAUAGUCCUAUUAGCCCUCCUCAAUCUGAUGGUCAUCACCAGCCUCAGACUUCCUCUCCUGCCCAUCAGCCUCUAGAGGCUCCUGUCACGCCUCAGACACCUCAGAGUGUGGACGUCAAGAGCCCCAGAAAUGAAGAGGAGGACAGUCUGAGUGACGCAGGAACUUACACUAUUGAAGCUGAUGUUCAAGAUAAGGAGCUGGAAGAAGCACGGAGCAAAAUUGACCAGGUCUUUGGUGUUCUUGACAACCCAGAACGAACGUACCUGAGUGAAGCAGAAACAUCAUCAGCAAUUAGUCCUGUUGUUGUUGAGGGCAGUGAGGGGAAUAGACAGAGUAGCUGUGGGAAACAGGGCCAUAGUCUGGUUCAGUCAGAAGUUCCAGCGUUACAAGGGGCUCCCAAGUAUAUGUCUUGUUGGGCCAGCCUGGCCGACACCUACACAGAGUCUGGCUCUGGGCUCUUUGAUAAACCUUCCCAGAUGGAGCUGUUAGGCGGGGCACGAGGUACCACGAUCUAUAAGGCCACACUCGCCAGACGCAACGAGAGCUUAGAUGGUGACGGUUCAAAGUCUCAACGCAUCACGCCGCAGGAAGACGGGAGCAACAAUCCAACGCCCAGUAUUCAUGUUCAUUAUAACCCCAAUGCAACAUUUGAUAUGGAAGACAGUAGCUCUACAGCACCCAGGUCUCAAGACGGUGUUUACAGAUUGACGGUGCAGGAUGAUGUCGAGCCUGACAGUCUGAGUGACGCCAGCAAAUCUGAUGAUGCAUCCAUCAUAGAGCAAAUCAGUAGACGGCCGUCAAAUGCAGAGGAGGAGCAGAACGAAGACAAGCCCAGACUCACUGUCAAGUCUACGUCUUUCUAUAUUGGCUCAGAGGAGGAAUCGAAACCACAACAUGGAAGUUUAAGACCCAACACACCUAAACUUGAGAGAAAACGUGUCAAUAGAACUUUCUCAACAACCACUCUUACUAAACAAAAAGGUGUUCAACACUCUGGAAAAGUGAAGCCCACUGCCUCGGCCCCUGUACUGGCCCUCAAGACCCAGAGUUCAGAGGGUAGCGAGGCUGCUGUGCCCUUAAUCAGACAGGAGAGCUUCACCAAGGACAAGCCUAGUAAUGCAAAACUCCCGCACAUUUCAAGUCAGCCUAAUCUGAGAGACUCUGGAUUAUCCCAGGGAGGCAGCAGUCAGGACACGCACUCUUACCUCAAGCAGACAGAGGAUGUUCUGGCUGUUCUUGAGGCCAAACUUCAAGAAGGACAAUCAGAAACCACUCCCUCUCCUGUUAUGGACUCUCUUUCUGGAGACUCUGAUGUGGACACCUCCAGCACAGUCAGCCAGAACAGCAAUAAGACAAAGCCCAACAUGCUGAUGAAAAACACAAAUUACAGUGGCAUCCAAAGAGAGAGGUCUUCAGCUAGUAUGGCUAGUCAGGACCCGAAUCAGCAACCUGAAAAAAAGGCUGAGCCCGUCAAGAGACAUGCUGGACUGAGACGUAGUGUGGGACGGUGUGGUUCCACAGACCUCAGCGAUGACCCUCAGAGCUUACCGUACUCUGAUCAGGAGUCCAGUAACUACCAUACACGCAGAAAGUACACAAUGCCACUUCAGAAGGAAGAAGGCAAGACCUCAAGAACAUCUCAGGCCUUAAGUCGGGCCAACAGUUUGUCAGCCCCGAGACCCACCAGGGCCUCCAUGCUUCGCCGGGCUCGCCUGGGAGAGGCCUCGGACAAUGAAGGGACGGAGACCGACAGACCGUCCCAGGAUGUAGUCGGUACCCAUGCGAAGCAGCCCAGUGAAGCCAAGAAACUCUCCAGACUCGACAUGCUGGCCAUGCCUCGCAAGCGGGCCGGCUCCUUCAACACACCCAGCGACAGUGAGGCCUCUUCCACCCCUCAGUGGACGGGAAAGAGCACAGGAUUCUCCAACCGCAGCACUGAAUUGGGCGGGAGCUCUGGUCAAAGGAUUUCUACUGCAGGAACGAAGCCUACAGACCGGCCGCAGAAGGCACCUCUCGGCAAAACCACGGUUACCCGCGGACGCUCGGGUAGCGCCAAAUAUGCCGGUAGCACAGCAAGCUCUAGGAGGCGAUAUAAAGGCUCUGACUAUACUUCUACUUCAGAUGAGGAGUAUGACUCAAACCGGAGCAAUCUUAAACACAAACGAUCGCAACCUUCCUCAGCUUCUCAUAGUCAGGAUCGGUCCCAGCCCGUGGUCGCCCGGCAUCCAACGCCCCGGAGCAGGGAUUCUGAAGAGGAGAAUCAUGAGGGAGAGACCUUCCACAGCUGGUCCUCCCACAGUGCUGAGAUUGCACGGUUGAGCCAAGAUCUGGCUAAAGACUUGGCCAUCUUAGCCAGAGAGAUCCAUGAUGUUGCCGGUGACGGUGAUCCGAAAACGCAGGAAGUGGAGCUGAGUGCAGCUGCUUCCACAGCAACUGGCCACAAACAGUUGGCUCCACAUUCAUCAGAGGCCGCAUUAAACCAGCCAAACGUUGUGCCAAGAAGGGAGCCUGGGCAGAGUUCAAGCAACCAUGAGCAGAACUCAAGGGAGCAAGCUCAAAGCAGAGAUGAGGCCACCGUGGACAGUUUGACGCUGAAACCUGUGUACCAGGUCAUAAACGCCAUCAGUGAAAACACAGAGCAACUUGGUGAUAAAAUUAAGGUACUGUUCCAGGACAAGAUGGAUAUCUGGGAAGAAACUGAGACCAAGAUUAAUUCUGAAAGAGAUUUUCCAAUUGUAAAAGCUUCCAACAAGGAAAUUGCUCGUAUUUUGAAAGAACUUCAGCGUGUCCAGAGACAACUUGAGGUCAUUAACACAGUUAUAGAACCCAGAGGUACACCCACCUCCUCCUCCUCCUCCUCUGGAGUUCAAUCUUCAAAACAUCCUUCAUCACGCGACUGGAGAACUGUCCACUCUGUCUCCAGACGUGGUGGCGGCCCGAGGCCCAGUGAGAGCGUCAGGAGAGCUGCUGUCACUCCCGACGAUCUCAGAAAAGGCUAUUUAGUCUGAGAUGACAUCUCAAGAUGUAAAAAUUGCACAAAGGCUGAACUUCUGCUACAAUCCUGCGAACCACGGUGCCAGGCAGGUGCACAAGUGCAAACAAGCCGAAGAGGAAGUGAGACUGGGUUCACAGUUGUGGCCACCUGUGCAUCCAAACACACACUACUGCACUGUGAACACUACACACAAAUAGUGGUGAAACACUCUGUUCACCAUGACAACUCAAUGAAUCUAACCUUUAAAGGGCUACGAAUAAAUACUUGAUUCUGUGUUUUACAGACAGUCUUUGUGAUUUGCCAACGAUAAUGACCAACAUAGCCAGAUGUAUAUAUCCUUUUUGCUGCUCCUUGUAAUUAUGUGUUUUUUUGAGAAUCAUCCUGAGCAUAAUUAUCUCAGGGAAAUCCAAUAAUACUUCAAAAUCAUGUUUAAGAUGCAAAUCACACUUUGUAAGUAAAAGUUUUGAGUUAAGAGUUGCAGUUAAAAGCUUGCAGAUGAUGUAGGCCGUGUACUUGUAUCCUCCGUUACCACAUGGUGAUAUGUAUAUUUUUUUCUUGUGUUUUGUGUGUUUCUCCUUGUGAACCAGAUUUGCACAAGAAUGUAAAAAACUAUUUAUUGGAUGCAUUUUGUAACAGCUACAGUGGGAUAUUGGGAGAGACUUGGGAGCCUCUUGUGCCAGACCGGAUAUUAUAUUACAGUACAUGGUGGGUUCAAGGAAAUGUGGGGUGUUUGCUUUGGUAACGUCUAUCUGGAGAGGAACAGCAGGUAUUUGGUCCAGCUGGAGAUGAAAAGGAGGUUGUUACUCUGUAACCACCUGGCAACUUGUGUGGCUAGAGGACAUAGCAAGGAUGUUUAGAAGCAUUCCUUCUUUAGUCUGCCAAACAUAAUUGGAGCUUUGAAGCUUUUUGGUUUUCCAUACCCGAAGAUGACGGCAAACCCAGAGGUUUUGGCCAAAGACGAUGAUGAAAAGUUUUCAUUUGAAACUUUUUUUCCUUUUUUUUGUUUUUUGGGUUAAUUACAUACAUACUAAGGGCUAUUGGGUAAGAAAUUGUAUUUUCCUCAGUUUUUCCAAGUCCGGAGUCCUGAGAAUUAAUGUAAUUUCAGCACUUAUGUUGAAAAAAUUCAAUGAAAAUAUAACUCCCGAUUCUGUUUAAUUUAUAAACGUCUGGAGAUAUGUACACGUCCCAUACAUUACCUCUCAAUCUUGCAAUUUGCACUAAUGUUGUACGGUUUUGUCCCUUAAACCUGAUAUGCUGCAAACUGAAAGCUAUUUGUCUCCUGUGAAAGAUUGUGUGAUAGUGAUAAAGCAGUGGGAAAGGGCAGCCAGCAAGUUUAUAUUUCCUCAUCCUACUGCUGAUUAAACGCAAGGUUAUAACUGGGAAGUACCUAAAAGUGCCACAUUGUUGUGUGGGGGGUUGGCGAGCCAAGUACAGUGUUUAUAAAUCCAAGCUGAACUUAAAUGUUUCUGUAUGUAUUGCUGCUACUCUGUUGCAUUAUUACUGCAGUCAGAAAAAGUCAGAUUUCCAGUUUGAAUCUUAUGUUAUAUUUGUCCUUUUAUAUGUUUUCUUUUCCUGUUUUGAUAGUCAUUUUCUGUGUUGUCUUCCUUCCACCAAGAGAUGAUUCGGUUCAUUUGUUGGCAGUUAUUUAUAUUUGGAUGUUUGUAACCGGAUAAUGGAUUUUUCUUUCAAAUAAAUUUGAUCAGCAAGCCUU
Cololabis saira (Pacific saury) is the source of this 6694-nucleotide messenger RNA. It is a transcript of the gene cep170ba, whose product is annotated as centrosomal protein 170Ba. Gene Ontology annotation, molecular function: protein binding. The record is from RefSeq and is a predicted model, not a curated record. The coding region runs from base 194 to 4996 and encodes 1600 amino acids. NCBI's taxonomy places the organism in Eukaryota, Metazoa, Chordata, Actinopteri, Beloniformes, Belonidae. The transcript has 19 exons.